Molecule: messenger RNA, 5373 nt
Organism: Dujonia railenensis
Lineage: Eukaryota; Fungi; Ascomycota; Pichiomycetes; Serinales; Debaryomycetaceae
Source: the annotation of a GenBank genome assembly
AUGUCUCAUGAUAAGUCACCGUUCCUGGAUCAGAACCAUUUUUCCGUUAGUGAAAUAGCGGAUCAAACUACUUCCACUGCCGAUGACUCCACACAAUACUACCAAAACAACCACUCGGUGGAGGACCACCACCCAAGCACGAGUCAGGGUUCUAGGCAACCAGCCUCCCCCGCAGAUCAGUCGUUUAAUUCUUACACAGAGGCUUCGGAUAAUGAGUCCUUUGCCAGUGCAUUGCCUACUCCCAACUUAAACGUGGAUAGUAAGCGGUUUGAUUUCAAACCCGUAGGAAACGGACAUAAGCCAAAUGCUUUAAGAUUUCAAAUGCCUGAAGCAAAUAAUGGACACAAUGAUAGCCAGCCAAUAACUUCUAAUUCCUCGAGUACCAGAAUAAGUCUGAGUGGGCUGAUCACCAAGAGUAAGAUAAGCUCGCCUUUUAUGGACAGCAAUACCAUAGUGGAAGAUCAAGAAUAUGGCUUUUCCAAGCCUCAAUCGCCGUUUAUAGAGAUGGAGGAAGAUCAACAACAGCAAGUUAGAUUUGGGGGAAUCCAGGAUGAUCUUGACGAAAGCAUCAUUGGAGAAGACGAAGAGACAAUGCAGAGACAUAGAUGGGGGACUACAAGAAACAAGAAAGGUAGGCCCAAAAAGGAGAAUAUUAAUAGAUCAAAAACAUUGAAGGGUUUGUUACAUAGCGGAGGUUCGAAAAGGAAGGGCACUGCUUCUUCUUCAGCCAAUGCAUCAAGAAACAAUUCUAUAAGGAAACCGAAGACAAACACAUCCUCAGACGAUGAUGACGACGACGAAGAAGAAAAGAUAGAAGAAGAAAUCCGCGAGGCAAACGACAAAAGACACGAAAAGAGAGUAGUGGUACUUAAUAGAACGUUGCCGGAAGAAUUCCUUAAUCCGGAGACAGGUUUGCCCGCAACUGUGUAUGCAAGGAAUAAAAUCAGAACUACCAAGUACACACCAUUGUCGUUCUUACCCAAGAAUAUAUUCAACCAAUUCUACCACAAUAUUGCUAAUAUUUAUUUCUUGGCUAUGAUUAUACUUGGAUUUUUUUCAAUCUUCGGGGUCCCAAGUCCUGUUUUAUCGGCAGUUCCCCUUAUCUGUAUUGUCAUCAUUACUGCCAUCAAGGAUGCCAUUGAAGAUUCUAGAAGAACGAUUUCUGAUAUGGAAGUUAAUAACCAAUAUACUCAUAUCUUGGUGAACAACAAUGAGUAUGUUGAAGAUGGAAAUGGAGAUGGUAUAAAUACUAGGUCAGUGGGAAGAUAUGAAAAUAACAAUGUGUAUGACGAAAAAAUCUCUCUCUGGAGAAAGUUUAAAAAGUGGAAUACAAAACUAUUAUUCAAAUUCAUUGAAUCUGUCAAAAGAAAUCUUACUAAAGAAGGCAGAGCAAAAAAAUUAAGAGAGAGUAACAAUGCUCAUAUCGAUAACGCUGUUAACAGAAACAGUUUCGACAGUACUAUUGAGAGGACAACUACGAGAAACAGUCAAAAUCCUUUUGAUAACCGUAAGUCUAUGCAAUCUAGAAGAUCAUUGAAUUUGAGAAAGUCUAUCGGAGGUAAGAAGGAAUUGAAAUUUGCCAGAAAGUUUUGGAAAGAUGUCUCUGUAGGUGAUGUCGUAAGAUUAUACAACAACGACGAAAUUCCUGCUGAUGUCGUCAUUUUGUCUACAAGUGAUGACGAUAAUUGUUGUUAUGUAGAAACCAAAAAUUUGGAUGGUGAAACAAACUUGAAGGUUAGACAAGCACUAAAAUAUGGAUCGAACAUCAAAAGAGCUGACGAUAUUUUAAAUCACGACUUUGAAAUUAACAGUGAAGGCCCACAUGCUAAUUUGUACUCGUACCAGGCUAACUUAAGUUAUAAAGAAGAACAGAAACCUGGAGCUGACAGUAGCAGCGAUGAAGAUUCCUCCAACUCACAAGAACCAAUUACCAUUAACAAUAUUUUGUUAAGAGGAUGCUUUCUAAGAAAUACAAAGUGGGUCAUAGGAAUUGUCGUAUUCACUGGUGAUGAUACCAAGAUUAUGAUUAAUGCUGGGGUCACACCCACAAAGCAAUCAAGAAUCUCAAGAGAAUUGAAUCAUUACGUUUUCCUCAAUUUCAUUUUAGUAUUCAUUAUUUGCUUUAUAUCUGGGCUUGUGAAUGGUAUAUAUUACACAAAAAAUCCUAGCUCAAGGGACUAUUUUGAAUUUGGUACCAUCGCCGGAGCCCCAUGGAAAAAUGGUUUACUUGGUUUCUUCGUUGCCCUUAUUUUAUAUCAAUCAUUGAUCCCUAUUUCAUUGUAUAUUACUAUUGAAAUCAUUAAAACUGCUCAAGCAUUUUUCAUUUUCAGUGACGUUGGGAUGUACUAUGAGCGAUUGGAUUUCCCUUGUACUCCGAAGUCUUGGAGUAUUUCUGAUGAUUUGGGCCAAAUUGAAUAUAUUUUUAGUGACAAAACUGGUACUUUAACUCAAAAUGUCAUGGAGUUCAAGAAAUGUACUAUUAAUGGAAUUUCAUAUGGUAAGGCCUACACGGAAGCAUUAGCAGGAUUAAGAAAAAGACAAGGUAUAGAUGUUGAAGCUGAAUCUGUGAGAGAAAGAGCAUUAAUUGUCAAGGACCAAGCCGAAAUGAUUGAGAAAUUAAAUAACAUCCACAACAAUACAUUAUAUGAUGAUGAAUUAACAUUCGUGUCUUCCGAAUUUGUGGAUCACUUAACUGGGUCUGCUGGCCUUGAGCAAAAGGAUAGCAACGAACAUUUCAUGUUAUGCCUAGCGUUAUGCCAUUCUGUGGUAACUGAGGUUGAUCCGAAAAAUGAUGCUAAAUUACAAUUGAAAGCACAAUCCCCCGAUGAAGCUGCCUUGGUGGGAACCGCAAGAGCUGUUGGAUUUGAAUUUAGUGGAUCAACUAAAAAAGGAUUGAUAUUAAAUAUUCAAGGUGAGCAAAGGGAAUAUCAAGUUUUGAAUACCUUGGAAUUUAAUUCUACCAGGAAGAGAAUGAGUUCGAUUAUCAAAAUUCCUGCCCGUGAAGGUAGCGGUGACGAACCAACAGCCUUGUUAAUUUGUAAGGGUGCUGAUUCUAUCAUCUAUGACAGAUUAUCCAAGACCAAAAAUGAUAAGACCUUGUUGGAAGUCACGGCCAAACAUUUAGAAGAGUAUGCAACUGAAGGGUUAAGAACUCUUUGUAUAGCACAAAGAGAAUUGAAAUGGUCACAGUAUGUUGAAUGGAAUCGUCGUCAUCAAGAAGCUGCUGCCUCUUUGGAUAACAGAGAAGAGAAGAUGGAAGCUGUAGCCGACUCUGUUGAAAGAGAAUUAAUCUUACUUGGUGGAACAGCUAUUGAAGAUAGAUUACAAGACGGUGUUCCAGAUUGUAUUGCCUUGCUAGCCCAGGCUGGUAUUAAGCUUUGGGUUUUAACAGGUGAUAAAGUAGAAACAGCCAUCAAUAUUGGGUUCUCUUGUAAUUUAUUAGGAAAUGAUAUGGAGUUGUUAAUUUUGAAAACCUCUUUAGAGGAGAAUGAAAGACAAAAAUAUGGAUUACCGAAUAGUAAACUCUCAGAAGGUGAAACGGUUGAUCUACUAAUUACUAAAUAUUUGUCGUUGUACUUUAAGAUGGAAGGGUCUCUCGAAGAAAUAGAUGCUGCUAUCAAGGAUCACUCCCCUCCAGAGGAUGGGUUUGGUUUAGUCAUUGAUGGUGACGCCUUGAAAGUAGCACUUUUAGACCCAGACACUAAGAGGAAAUUCUUAUUAUUAUGCAAACAAUGCAAAGCUGUACUUUGUUGUCGUGUCUCACCAGCUCAAAAGGCCGCUGUUGUGAAAUUAGUUAAGGAUACAUUGGACGUUAUGACUUUAGCCAUCGGUGAUGGUUCCAAUGAUGUAGCAAUGAUCCAAGCAGCUGAUGUCGGAGUUGGUAUUGCUGGUGAAGAAGGUAGACAAGCUGUUAUGUCUUCAGAUUUUGCAAUUGGUCAAUUUAGAUUUUUAGCUAAGUUACUAUUGGCACAUGGUCGUUGGUCCUACAAAAGAUUUAGUGAAAUGAUUCCUUGUUUCUUUUACAAGAAUGUGAUUUUCCCACUUGCAUUAUUCUGGUAUGGUGUUUACUGUGACUGUGAUGGAACAUAUAUGUUUGAGUUCACCUAUUUAACGUUCUAUAACUUGGCUUUCACGUCCUUGCCAGUUAUUGUCUUAGGUAUUUUGGAUCAAGAUGUGGAUGGAGUUGUAUCGUUAUUGGUACCUCAGUUGUAUCGUUCUGGGAUUUUAAGAUCCGAAUGGACGGAUACUAAGUUUUGGAUUUACUCGGCUGAUGGGUUGUAUCAGUCAGUUAUUUCCUUCUUUUUCCCAUAUUUAAUGUACAGGAGCGGAUUUACUGGUAUGAAUGGUUUACCUAUAGAUCAUAGAUUUUGGAUGGGUGUGAUAGUGGUCUGCAUAUCCUGUAUAUCCUGUAACUUGUACAUAUUGUUUCACCAACUCAGGUGGGAUUGGUUCUCAAGUUUGAUUACUGCGAUUUCCAUUUUGAUUAUUUACUUUUGGACUAUUGUGUGGUCCUCAGUGCUUACCAGUGCAGAAGAGUUUUAUAAUUGUGGUGUACAAUUAUUCCAAAAUGGACCAUUUUGGGCUUGUACUGCUAUUGGGAUUAUCGCUUGUUUAUUUCCAAGAUUCAUGUUUGAUUUUAUUCAAAAAAUGUAUUGGCCAAAGGACGUUGAUAUCGUUAGAGAAUGUGUGGCCAGAGGAGAUUUUGAUGUCUACCCUAGACUUUACGAUCCAACAGACCCAAAUCGUGCUAAGAUUUCUAAGUACUCGAGUGAUACAGUUGCUAGAAUGAGUUCAAGUAAGGAAUACAAAAAGUCAGUGACUAACCUGAUGGACAGCAUGACACUAAGAUCCAAUGCUCAAUCACCAAUACCACAAGGACAAAGCUCCGCAAUCAAUGAACCAAGAAGGCAAAGUACUGUAGGGUUUAGUUCAGAAGCGGUGAUUGGUGGCCCUGAAUUUCAAAAUGAUUUACCAAACGAAACCAUUAUUAAUCGCAAACACCAUCAUGGACACACUACUGGUAAGAAAAGUGUCAGUUCAACCAAGAGAAAAUCAGUUUUAGACAUAUUUAAAAGACAAUCCAAUGUCAAGUCAUACUAUGACAAUGGAUCGCUCAUCGACGGUUACAACUUUUCAAAUGAGACCCAAGAUGAUUUAUCAAAAGUACAGACGGAAGAAAUUCCACUAGAUGAGUUUGAUUUUGCUCAUAAUCAACAAAGAAUGUCAAGGAUUUCAAAUGAAAAUAAAAGGAUUUCUUAUGACGGACAAUUGCAAAGGAUAAGAACAUCAUUGGAACUUCCAGAGAUGGUGACCACGGAAUCGCUUGUUUCCAGAGUUACGGAAGCUCCUAGUGAAAAGGAUGAGGGAAAAUAA